Messenger RNA from Closterium sp. Naga37s-1, 1197 nucleotides. The record is from the annotation of a GenBank genome assembly. NCBI's taxonomy places the organism in Eukaryota, Viridiplantae, Streptophyta, Zygnematophyceae, Desmidiales, Closteriaceae.
AUGAUGUGGCACGGUGCGGUGGAGGAGGUCCUGUACGCGGCGACGAACGAUGAUGACGUGGACGGCGACGACUCGCCCAGCUCAUGCAACCUGAUUCGAGGGGGGCUCGUCGUCAGCUUCCCAGCCAGUGGCGCACUGACAGCUGGCAGCGGCAGGAGGGUGCCACUUGGCGAGCUGGCAGCGCAAGGAGAGUGGGAGGUGACGUCAGCAUCAAGCGCGCCGAACGGGAGCUGGGCUAAGGUUGUGCUCUCUCAGUCAUUACAUUCGGAAUCACACCCUUCCUCUUCUUCCUCCCCAUCCUCUUCAAACUCCUCAUCCGCCUCCUCCUCUUGGUCAGGAACCGCCUCACUCGCCCUCACCAUCACUCUCACUCCCAAUUCCCUCUCCUCCUCCCUCAGCGUGCAAAACACCGCCGCUCGCACCGCCAGCACCACAAGCAGCAGCAGCAGCGUGACACAAGCGGUCACACAAGCAUCCUCACAACCCACCAGCACCCCUCAGCAGCCCUCCACUGAUCUCCUCUUCGCCCCCUCUCUUGCCGCCCACCUCUCUCUCUCCACCAUCAAUGGAGCUCGCCUGAUUGGCUGCAAAGGAGUGCGGUACUGUGGCAGUCGUAGUGACCGGCAGCAGGGGCGGCAGCAGCAGGAGAUGGCUGAAGGAGGAGGGCUAUGGGGAAUGGGAGGUUUAUUCGGGCAAUUGGGCAGGACGAAGCAGAGCAGUGGGGAAGUCGAGAGAAGUGCUGGGUUUCAAGAGGUAGGAGCGUCGACAGCAGGCACAGCAGCAGCAGGGACAGGUGCAACAGUAGCAGGAUUGGCAGCAGGGGCAGGCUCAGGAGUUAGUCCAGAUGACAAGGAAAUGGUUGUGCGGCUGCAGGGGCUGUGGAGGGACGUGUUGGUGGGGGGGAAGGAGGGCGUGGAGGGAGCAGACUAUGCUGAUAUUGAGGCGCCUCUAAAGCGGAUGUUUGUGGAUGGACCUAGCUCGGUGACACUCCUUGACAGAGGUCGCAGGCUGUCAUUUCGCCUCACAGCCGUCGGAUUGGGUGAUCUGACGGUGCACGCGGCAGAUGAGACCUGUGGGCUACGAGACUGGGACGAGUUCCUCUGUGUCGGCUUCUCUUGUGCCCGCAACCCGCUCACGCUUGCUGCUGGCGGAUCAUGGACAGGGACUUUCACAGUAACCAACCUCGGCGCUCCCUGA